This is a messenger RNA of Mytilus californianus (California mussel), 3691 nucleotides long. RefSeq names its product alpha-mannosidase 2-like. Gene Ontology annotation, molecular function: alpha-mannosidase activity; carbohydrate binding. Bases 53 to 3346 code for a protein of 1097 amino acids. Gene Ontology annotation, biological process: mannose metabolic process; protein deglycosylation; N-glycan processing. The record is from RefSeq and is a predicted model, not a curated record. Lineage: Eukaryota; Metazoa; Mollusca; Bivalvia; Mytilida; Mytilidae. The transcript has 22 exons. Gene Ontology annotation, cellular component: Golgi membrane.
UGCCCAUUAGAUGGAUAAAAUAGAGGAAUGAUGUACCUAGUGGCAGGAGAUAAUGAAAAAAAGGAGAGCUAUUUAUAUGUUACUAUGCUUUACCAUUAUCAAUGCUAUAGGAUGUUUGGUUUUGUACCAUAUGUUAGAUGUUAGACCUAGAGACCAGUUUACACAGGCUGUCAGAUGGAUGUAUGAGGAAUAUAUCAGGUAUGAUCAUCCAUGUUUUACUGAACCCAACCAUGUUAUUAUUGAAGUUCCAGUCACAAAUGUAAACAAAAAGUACUACAGGAACCAUCUGAUGUGUUCUGUUAAUGAACAGUCCAAGUGGGAAGCAGAUAUCAUUAUGGAAAAGGAAAUAGAUAAGUUGAGACUAUCGUACCCCAAAUAUGUUUACCCAGUCAGUGGAUAUCUACAACUUAUAACUGUGGAUAGAUGGAACAUCAAGAAGUUGAAGGUCAUCAUUAUGCCUCAUUCUCAUGUGGAUCCAGGUUGGAAGUCAACUCUACAAGGUUACUUCACAACUUAUGGGAAAAACACCCUAAACAAUAUCAUAUCAAUGUUGUCUAAGAACCAGAGUACCAAAUUUAUAUGGUCGGAAAUGGUUUUCUUAUCAGAAUGGUGGAAUCAGGCUAGUCAGAACAGGAAAGAUGAUCUUAAACGAUUGCUUCAUAAUAAACAGUUAGAGAUAACAACUGGGGGAUGGGUGAUGACAGAUGAAGGAACAGCCCAUUACACUGCCAUGCUCGAUCAGCUGAUAGAAGGUCAUCAAUGGCUUCAACAAAAUUUAGGUAUACAUCCAAGUGCUGGAUGGUCUGUAGAUCCAUUUGGUCAUUCCCCAACCAUGGCAUAUCUUGUGAAACAUUCUGGCAUAAAUGGCAUGGUUAUUCAGAGAAUUCAUUACAGUAUAAAAAAACAUCUAGCAGAGCAGAGGAGUUUGGAGUUCUUCUGGAGACAGGGAUGGGCUUCAACUGACUCAACAGACAUAUUUUGCCAUAUGAUUCCAUUUCUGUCUUAUGCCAUUCAGCAUUCCUGUGGACCAGAUCCUUAUGUGUGUUGUCAGUAUGACUUCUUUAAGAAGCAAUGUUAUCAUGGAAGCAAGAAAGUUGAUGUUCAAUCUAUUGACGAUAACAACAUUGAGUCUUUAGGUGAACAACUGUGGGAACAGUUUCAGAAGAAAGCAGAGCUUUACAGAACUGGUGUUAUUCUGGUACCCCAUGGUGAUGAUUUACGGUAUGCUACAUCACUGGAAUGGCAUAAUCAGUUGAUCAACUUAGAAAAAUUGAUGACUUAUAUAAACUCCAGGUCUGAUUUUCAUACAGAGGUUAAGUUUGGAACAUUAUCAGAUUAUUUAAAUGAAGUUGCAACAUCUAAGACCAGAUUUCCAACCUUAUCUGGGGAUUUCUUCACAUAUGCAGAUCGUGGGGAGGAUUACUGGAGUGGAUACUAUACAACACGUCCACAUUAUAAACACAUAAUCAGACGUGUACAAGAUUUACUAAGGUCAUUAGAAAUUCUGUUUACCUACUGUCUUGCUGAUGCUGUCAGGAAAACAAACCAAACAGUAAUUCACUCUCUUACUGACAAAAUUGGUGACCUUAGUUAUAUCAGACAACAGGUGGCAUUGUUUCAACAUCAUGAUGCCAUCACAGGAACUUCUACUUCUAAAGUUAUGAAGGAUUAUGGGAAAAGAUUACAUUCAGGAUACCAGAAAGGCAUCUUGUUGUUAGAGAAGAUGUUGUCAUACUUAGCAAAGGAUGACAAAGAACCAGAAGUUGCAGAAAAAAUGAGUCUGACUUUUAACUGGACACAGCCACACAAAUUUAUUGACCAGAAAGUAAUUAAUCUAAGUAGUCCAAAGUAUUUAUUUUUGUAUAAUUCUUUGAACUUUGAAAGACAGAGUGCAGUAAAACUACAUAUCAACACCUUAAAUGUCAAGGUCAAAUCCUUGACAACAGCAGAUGACAUAGCCCAUCAAAUAUCACCUGUUGUAGAAAAUAAUAUAGUUAAAAGGGGAAUAUUUGAGAUAUCAUUUAUAGUAGAGUUACCAGGAUUGAGCUUAUCAAAGUACCUGAUAUCUGCCUUACCUGGUCAGACCACACAACAACACUUGUCACAUAUUCACAUAGUGACUGAUCAAAGCAACAAUCUCAGAUUUGGAAAGUUUCCUACAGAUAAUUACACCUUACCCAUGUUCACCAUUGGUAAUGAACAUCUGACAGCAACCUUCUACUCAUGUAAUGGCAAAUUACAGUAUAUUAGUAGAAAUAAUUCAACAAGAUACAAGUCAGAAGUAAAGUUGAUGACCUAUGGAACGGGAUCCUGGUCUAAUCCAUUUAAAGACAAGAGUGGUGCAUACUUAUUUUUACCUGAUGGUAAUGCAAAGAAUUUGGCUGAGUCAAUAAAGUAUCUGUACAUAAUAAAAGGACAGAUAUAUUCCAGCGUGGUUGUUGGUUACCCAUCAAUAACACAAAUCUAUACUGUAUAUAACAUGGCAGGAUCAAAUGGUAUGGGAGUCCAUAUAGAAAACUUAGUCGAUAUAACUAAUGGUACUAUGUGGAAUAAUAAAGAACUUGUAAUGAGGAUAGAGACUGAUGUAAAAGAUACGAAUAAUCAGAUAUGUGUGGAUCUCAAUGGUUUUCAGAUGCACAGAAAGAGAACUAGAAAGAAAAUACCACUACAGGGAAACUUUUUCCCCAUGACUUCUAUGAUGUUGAUUGAGAAUAAUGUUGAUAGAGUUACAAUAGUAUCUUCUGAAACUCAUGGUGUAGCUAGUCUUUCUCCAGGUUGGUUGGAGGUUGUUCUAGACAGACGACUGAUUCAAGAUGAUUGGCGAGGUCUGUCUCAGGGAGUUACAGAUAAUGUUUUAACCAAAAGUCAGUUUGUUCUUUUGUUUGAAACCAGAAAUAUUUCUGCUAGUCAGAAACAAGGUAUCAUGUGUUAUCCUUCACCAACUGCAGAAGUUGUAUCCAAACUUCUUGAGCACCAUGUGAUCUCCAUGACAAAAUCUCCAAUUAGCAAUGCUGAUUGGUCAGUUAUGAAACUGUCAUCUCUCCCACAGAAGGAGAUACAUCUGGUGAAUUUAAGAUUCUUGUCAGUUGACAAUGGGUGUAUUGAGGUUUUGCUCAUCAUUCAUUCUACUCAACUAGAUUGUUCCUUCCCUAUAGCUGAAAAAGAUUGGAAGUCACAGCAUUCAAACCAUAGCAUGAAAAUCUCAAAACUGUUUGAAAACAAUGUGAUUACAUCUAUAAAACAGACUAUACUAACUGGUGUCAAGGUCAUUCGAACUGUUUUACCUGAGGAAGAUAUUUCAGUAAAUGUUAUGGAAAUAAAGACCUACAAAGUGACAGUCUGUUAAUGUUAUGUCAUGGUUAUCUUACACUAUACCCAAAGGAAUAUAUGUCAGUAAAUGUUAUGGAAAUAAAGACCUACAAAGUGACAGUCUGUUAAUGUUAUGUCAUGGUUAUCAUACUCUACACCCAAAGGAAGAUAUUUCAGUAAGUGUUAUGGAAAUAAAGAGCUACAACAUGACAGUCUGUUAAUGUUAUGUCAAGGACAUCAUAACUCUUCUGCCUGAGGAAAACAUCUCUGACCAAAGACUAUGAAACUUAGUACAUACAAAGUUAAAACCUGUUGAUUUGUUUUAAUUGUAUAAUUAUGAAUGACUUGUUUAUAAACCAUUAGAUUUCUUUUUUUAAAUAAA